Messenger RNA from Bombyx mandarina (wild silkworm), 583 nucleotides. RefSeq names its product NADH dehydrogenase (ubiquinone) 13 kDa A subunit (gene ND-13A). Gene Ontology annotation, biological process: mitochondrial electron transport, NADH to ubiquinone. The record is from RefSeq and is a predicted model, not a curated record. Lineage: Eukaryota; Metazoa; Arthropoda; Insecta; Lepidoptera; Bombycidae. Gene Ontology annotation, cellular component: respiratory chain complex I.
AAUUUGUCUGCAAAGCUGUGUUCCCUUUGCCUAUCUAAUUUAACAAUACAAAAUCUUCAGACUUUUUCUUUAAAGUUAAAUUAAUUCCUUGUAAAUAGGUACCUACAUACUUAAAUCUCAGAUAAUAAAAUUAAUUCGUCAUGAAUAAAUCUCUAAUUAUGACUUCAUGUUCGAAAUUAAAGAUGCUAAGAAGUACACCAGUAUUAUGUCGAACUUUGACGAACAAGAUUGAAGAUAUUUCUACUCAUACAGGCCAGAAAUGGGAUUCUGAUGACUACAGGCUGGUAAGAUUUACUAAUGCGCCAAAACAAGUAAAUCCGAAUUGGGCCGUAAAUUUAAUUGCGGAAAUACCUCCUAAAGAAGUAACUGAAAGAGUUGUUUGGUGUGAUGGAGGUAGUGGCCCAGAGGGUCAUCCACGAGUGUAUAUUAAUUUAGAUAAACCAGGUGACCAUUCAUGUGGAUACUGUGGAUUAAGAUUCAUAAAAAAAACUGGUCAUUAAAGUUUGAACUGUCCAAGUCAUCUUUUAAAUGUUUUACCUGGAUAAUUUGUAGUUAUGAGUAAAUUAAAGAUUGUUUUAUGUUA